ACUUACUUCAUGUUUCGCUGGGGAUGGACGUUUCAGUACACCGUUUAGCAAAACAUGACAACGAGACGCUUCUAAAAAUCUAAACAUUUAAUAAUAUAUUACAUAGCUAUCAGACUGGGUUAUGCAAUAAGCCACUUACGUUGGAAGUAUUCGCGCUCCUGGUAUUAUAUCAAAGAUUUAUGCAUUGUUGUAGCAAUAUCUUUUGAGAAAUUUGUCUAACCCGUAACUGCAACAAUUCAACUCCUGGCAAUCAGAAAUGUCACAGGCGAGUCAGCACGGGAAAUGGACACUCUCCAGCAGCGAUGACGACAACGAUGACCCACUCCCUUCUGCCUCAAACAACAACAACAGCCCUCUGUUGUUUGGCAGCCCCCCGCCUGACCAACACACAUCUUCAGACUCUAACCACAACCCGCCCAAGAUAGCCUCCAACUUCCACCAACCCAAACAUGAUCCUGAUCCUCCACCUUCCAUAGAGGUGAAACCUGAACCUAAAUCUGACACAGUGACUGCUGUCCCCCCCCUCUCUAUUGGCUCUGAGGCCAGACAGGCAUCCCAGGCCAGCCAAUUGAAGCCAGUAAAGUAUGAAUCCAACCAAUCCAGACCCUUUCUGGCUGGUAAGAGGAAGAAGGAUGAUGAUUCAAUUUCCGGCUGGGCUCUCUCGGACAGUGAUGAUGAUGAUGAUGAUGAUAAGGCUAAAGGUCAAAGUUCAGGACAGAAAGACCCGCCACCCAAGAGGUCGAGCCCCAAGCUGAAGAAGGCAAAGGUGGAGGAAAGGCCUCCCAGCCCCCAUGGCAGAACCUACUACAUAGACGAACCAGAUGACUUCUUUGAGACUAGUGUGCCUCCUGUCAAUGACACCUACAGGUUCUACCUCAACAAGGUCACAGGGCUGGAGAAGAGGUACAACACUGGGGCUCUGCACAUCAAAGAAAUCCUCUCUCCUUUGUUCGGGACACUGAAGGAAUCUGUGCAGUUCAACUACUGCUUUGACAUUGCCUGGAUGUUGCAGCAGUACCCACCUGAGUUCAGAGACAAGCCUGUUCUGAUUGUCCACGGAGACAAGAGAGAGGCCAAGGCCCGUCUGCUCCAGCAAGCCCAGCCGUACAGUCAAGUCCGCUUCUGCCAGGCCAAACUGGAUAUUGCUUUCGGAACACACCACACGAAGAUGAUGUUGCUGUGGUACGAGGAAGGCUUCAGAGUGGUCAUCCUUACCUCCAACAUGAUCAGAGCAGACUGGUACCAGAAAACACAGGGGUUGUGGAUGAGUCCUCUGUAUUUACGGUUACCCAAAGGGAGUCCAGAGACAGCGGGGGAGUCUCCCACCCUUUUCAAGCGGGACCUCCUGGAGUACCUGGGGGCCUAUCGUGCCCCCGAAAUCACAGACUGGAUCCAGAGGAUCAGAGAGCAUGACCUGUCUGAGACCAGGGUGUAUCUGAUAGGUUCCACUCCAGGGAGGUACUUGGGCUCAGACAUGGAGAGAUGGGGUCACCUGAGGUUGAGAAAACUGUUGCACGACCACACACGGCCCAUCCCCAACGAAGAGAAGUGGCCUGUCAUUGGUCAGUUCUCCAGCAUCGGCUCCAUGGGGGUGGACAAGACCAAGUGGCUGGCAGGGGAGUUCCAGCGCACUCUGACCACCCUGGGCAAAUCGUCUCUUCGCCCAGAUCCCCCCAUGCACUUGAUCUACCCGUCAGUGGACGAUGUGAGGACCAGUCUGGAGGGGUAUCCAGCCGGUGGCUCUCUACCCUACAGCAUCCAGACUGCUCAGAAACAACUCUGGCUCCACAGCUACUUCCAUCGCUGGCAAGCUGAGACGACGGGGAGGAGUCACGCCAUGCCGCACAUCAAGACCUACAUGAGAGCUUCGCCAGACUUCACACAACUAGCCUGGUUCCUUGUCACAAGUGCUAACUUGUCCAAAGCAGCGUGGGGGGCUCUGGAGAAGAACAAAACGCAGGUGAUGGUUCGGUCAUACGAACUGGGAGUCCUCUAUGUGCCCUCUGCCUUCAGCAUGAGUACCUUUCCCGUCCAGAUGGAUGUGUUUCCUGCCACCACGUCCUCUACCUCAUUUCCUGUGCCCUUCGACCUGCCACCCAAACGCUACUCGAGUAAAGAUGGACAGGAGAGGGAGUUUAUCAUGGAGUCCCCUGACUGAAAGAGGUUGAUACAGAUCUCUGAACUGGGAGAGUCCUUGCGCCCGACAUUAAAAUUAUACAAGACAUCUAUUACUUUUCAUUGUCUUUUGUUAUUAUUGAAUUGAAUGGUGGGAGGAAGGACCCUGUGUAUUCUUUAAACAUGUCAGGGAACUGUCUUAUAUGGAGCACAGUAUGAAGGGAUGACGGCUAACAUGUACCACCAGACAAAAUGCUGAUAGGUACAGUAUCUGUAUCGGCUGUGAAUGGCAAUAGAAGAUGAAAGACAAGCGUAAUAUUUGCACAUUGUUAUAUUAGCAGAACACCGCUUUUUUUUAUUCUACGUGGAUCUGUUACACUUGAAAUUUAUCAAAACACUUUGUUUAGAAUAUCUACAUAACUUCAGCAAUUGCACUCUUCUCAUCUUCCUCUGUAGGCUAAUGAGCGAUUCAAAGCUUCCUCCUGGUGGAAGCUUGGCCAGUAGCUAAAGAGUGGUAUGAGAAGAGUUCCAUCUUCCUGCAUCUCACAUCUGCCUGUAUUUAUUGAACUCUGCCUGCUGAACCAAUGGGUUGAGGCAAACUGUCAUAUUGUAGGUCCAGCCCUAAUUUAUGUGCUAACCAGGAGCUGCAUGGCAAAUGGUCCAGGAACACAAGGAAAGCACAAAGGACAAUGCCCAAGGACUAGUUAGCCCUUCCCCCUCUGAGGGGACAAAAUAAAUCUCUGUUACAGUAUCCAGAGGACUGACUAUUGAAUGUGUGACAGAAUAAUACUAUAGUAUCCAUGUUUGGUAUCCAUCUGAAACUUGUUCACUGGGGAUAACUCUGAUGCUACCUACAGUGCAUUCGGAAAGUAUUCAGACCACUUCCCUUUUCCACAUUUUGUUACGUUACAGCCUUAUUCUAAAAU
Molecule: messenger RNA, 3041 nt
Organism: Salmo salar (Atlantic salmon)
Lineage: Eukaryota; Metazoa; Chordata; Actinopteri; Salmoniformes; Salmonidae
Gene: tdp1
Product: tyrosyl-DNA phosphodiesterase 1
Biological process (GO): DNA repair
Cellular component (GO): nucleus
Molecular function (GO): double-stranded DNA binding; single-stranded DNA binding; 3'-tyrosyl-DNA phosphodiesterase activity
Source: RefSeq, a predicted model, not a curated record